Molecule: messenger RNA, 1320 nt
Organism: Hevea brasiliensis (rubber tree)
Lineage: Eukaryota; Viridiplantae; Streptophyta; Magnoliopsida; Malpighiales; Euphorbiaceae
Product: protein LIFEGUARD 2
Exons: 4
Coding region: 343-1071 (242 amino acids)
Cellular component (GO): membrane
Source: RefSeq, a predicted model, not a curated record
UUGAAAUUUUAUGUAAAUACUCGUAGCGGUAGCGUUUUCAUUCCCUAGUGAUUUGGCGCGACACGCCUUAGCAACUCCCCGAGAAAUCUAGACUCUACUAACGAACGUUCCACAUUUCGCUUGCUACUACUUUCCACACUCGAUAUUUUCGCGACGCAUCUUCAACUCUUACUACCGAAACCGCUCAACGUCCCUUCCCUCCAUUCUUCGCCUUCAUUCCUCAGCCCUAAUCAAAACCCUAAUAAUAACUUUCCUUCCCAUUCCUUCAUUUUCCGAUUACUUUUUCAGAGCACAUCGAAAGUUUUGAGAUUUCUUUUCGGAAUUUCUUCUGAAGUAAGCAAGAUGUGGGGUCAGCCGUACAGAAAGAGUGACGUGGAGGCCGGGGCCAGUCCUCUGUAUCCGAUGAUGCUCGAGAGCCCGCAGCUACGGUGGGCCUUCAUUAGGAAAGUUUAUUCAAUCCUAUCCUUCCAGUUGCUGGCGACAAUCGCGGUGGCCUCCGUCGUGGUUUCUGUCCAUCCGAUUGCGCAUUUCUUUGUUAGUACUGGGACCGGCCUCGCACUCUACAUAGUCCUCAUUAUUAUGCCAUUUAUUGUUUUAUGCCCCAUGUACUACUACCACCAGAAGCAUCCGGUGAAUUAUCUUCUUCUUGGGAUUUUUACCAUCUCUCUUGCUUUCGCUGUUGGAUUAACUUGUGCUUUCACCAGUGGGAAGGUUAUUCUGGAAUCAGUUAUUCUGACAACUGUAGUGGUCCUGAGUCUUACUCUGUACACAUUCUGGGCAGCAAGGAGAGGCCAUGAUUUCAACUUUCUUGGUCCCUUUUUGUUUGGUGCUGUCCUUGUUCUCAUGGUAUUUGCCUUGAUCCAGAUUCUCUUUCCAUUGGGCAGAAUUUCUGUUAUGAUCUAUGGGUGUCUGGCUUCAAUCAUAUUCUGUGGGUACAUUAUAUACGACACCGACAACUUAAUCAAGCGUUUCUCAUAUGACGAGUACAUUUGGGCUGCAGUGUGUUUGUAUUUGGAUGUCAUUAAUCUCUUCCUCUCGUUGCUCACUGUCUUCAGGGCUGCUGAUACCUAAGAUAAUUGUUGAAGUUUCGUACAUCUUAUCUGUUAAUGGAUUAUGGGAGACUUGUUAUCAAUAUGCGGCCAAGUUGUUUUCCCCGUAUCUCUUUCUGCGGUCCUACCUUGUGAGGUACAGGGAAAUGCCAAUAUUUUGAGAAAAUCUGUUAAUACUGAUAAAUAGUUGACAACAUUUUGUAAAUCUAGCUAUUGCUGAAAAUGAUUUAUAGCAAUAUGAUGCAAAAAUGAAUGCUCUGGCUUUGGCUGA